AUGUCUACUCCAUCUACAGUCCUCAUUACCGGUGGAAACCGUGGUAUUGGUCGAGGUCUCGUUAAGACCUUCCUUGCCAAGCCUUUGUUUACUGUCAUUGUUGGCGUCCGCGAUCCCUCCCACCCAACCUCCAAGUCCCUCGGAGAUCUACCAAAGGGCGAAGGUUCAAAGCUUAUUAUUGUCAAGCUCGACUCCAGCGUCCAGUCUGAUGCUGCUGAGGCAGUCGCUGUACUCAAGAGGGACUACAAUAUCAACUCUCUCGACAUUGCCAUUGCCAAUGCCGGUAUUGCACUAGAUGGCGGACUGGUUCGUGAAACAUCGAUCGAUAAUAUCAACAAGCAUUUCGAGGUCAACACAAUCGGUCCUAUCGUCCUAUUCCAAGCCAUAGCAGACCUUCUACAGUCUAGCAGCAAUCCUACCUUCAUUGCCAUCUCAACCCUCAUUGGCUCCAUCGGCUCUAUGGAACAGCUGGUCGGACUCCCUGUUUCCGCUGGGAGCCCCUACGGUGGCAGCAAGGCCGCUUUGAACUGGUUCAUUCGUCGGCUCCACUUCGAAGAGCCCUGGCUGACCAGCUUUGUCUUUCAUCAACAGGAAUUUGUACUGCAGCAUGGAAAAGUGUUUAGCACACUUCCUAAGUCCGAAAGCAACUUGGGAUGCAACUUUCAGGUCUACCGAUAA
This is a messenger RNA of Fusarium sp. VM40, 678 nucleotides long. The record is from the annotation of a GenBank genome assembly. Lineage: Eukaryota; Fungi; Ascomycota; Sordariomycetes; Hypocreales; Nectriaceae.